AUGGAUGACCAUAAAUACAGAACUUUAAUGCCUUACAACAAGAUAUGGGCAAUAGCUGCUCUUCUAGGCAUCUGGCUUUUGGUAAUUCCUGCCAUGAGCAAUGGACAGACUUUCACUAGUUUCCAUCCUGAACGACGGGACUGGGUUUUUAACCACCUGACAGUCCAUCAAACCACAGGUGCAUUGUAUAUUGGAGCGGUCAACCGUGUAUACAAGCUCUCAGGCAAUCUGACCCUUCUUGUUUCCCAUGAUACAGGCCCAGAGGAUGACAAUAAGGCCUGCUAUCCCCCUCUGAUUGUACAACCAUGUUCCGAGCCCCUUGUCUCCACCAACAAUGUCAAUAAACUUCUCCUCAUUGAUUAUUCCCAAAAUCGUCUGUUGGCCUGUGGAAGCCUCUACCAGGGUGUGUGUAAACUCCUCAGACUGGAUGACCUUUUUAUCUUAGUGGAGCCCUCACACAAGAAGGAGCACUACCUCUCCAGUGUCAACCAGACAGGGACAAUGUAUGGGGUCAUUGUCCCUUCACAGGGGCAAGAUGGCACCCUGUUUAUCGGCACUGCAGUGGAUGGCAAACAAGACUACUUUCCCACCAUCUCCAGUCGAAAAUUACCACGUGAUCCAGAAUCUUCUGCCAUGCUCGACUAUGAAAUGCACACUGAUUUUGUGUCCUCUCUCAUCAAGAUACCAUCAGACACCUUGGCACUUGUCUCCCACUUUGACAUCUACUAUGUUUAUGGCUUUGCAAGCGGCAACUUUGUUUACUUUCUGACUGUUCAGCCGGAGACGCCAGAAAAUAGCAUGUCAUCAAGCGGAUCCAGCAGCGAUCUCUUUUACACUUCUCGCAUCGUUCGCCUCUGUAAAGAUGAUCGCAAGUUUCACUCAUACGUCUCCCUGCCCAUUGGGUGUGUGAAGAAUGGUGUUGAGUACCGACUACUGCAGGCUGCCUACCUUGGCACACCAGGCCACAUUCUUGCAGCCUCGCUUGGCAUCAGUGCCCAAGAUGAUGUGCUCUUCACCAUCUUUUCUAAGGGCCAGAAGCAGUUCCAUCGGCCUCCAGAUGACUCGGCUCUCUGUGUCUUCACCAUCCGAGACAUCAACGCACGAAUCAAGGAGCGUUUGCAGUCCUGCUACCAAGGAGAAGGAAACCUAGAGCUCAACUGGCUUCUUGGGAAGGAUGUCCAGUGCACAAAAGCGCCGGUACCUAUUGAUGAUUCGUUCUGCGGUUUGGACAUCAACCAGCCACUUGGUGGUUCUCAGCUGGUGACUGGUCACACUCUCUACACCGAGACUCGGGACCGCAUGACCUCUGUGACUUCCUAUGUAUACAAUGGCUACUGUGUGGCUUUUGUUGGCACCAAGAGUGGACGUUUGAAGAAGAUUCGUGUCGAUGGGCCUCCUCACGGCGGUGUCCAGUACGAGACGUUGCCGGUUAUAAAGGACGGCAGCCCCGUCCUCAGAGACAUGGCCUUUUCUCUCGACCGCAACUUCCUCUACGUCAUGUCUGAGCGACAGGUGACCCAGGUUCCCAUUGAGUCCUGCGAGCAGUACGAGACCUGUGGGGAGUGUCUGAGCUCCGGGGACCCCCACUGUGGCUGGUGUGUCCUGCACAAUGUAUGCUCUCAGAGGAGUCGGUGCGAGCGUGAAUAUGAGCCGUACCGUUUCGCUGCGUCCCUCAACCAGUGCGUGAAGGCCACCGUCUACCCAGAUAGCAUUGCGGUGUCGGAGCCGAGCGUUCCCCUGCUGGUGAAGGUGACGGAUGUCCCAGACCUUUCUGCAGGAAUAACCUGCUCCUUUGGUAACUUGACGGAGGGUGAAGGUCAAGUAAACGGCAACCAAAUCCUCUGCGUGUCUCCGGCUGCAAAGGAUGUCCCCAUCAUCCCCACUGACCAAGACUGGUCAGGUGUUGAGCUGAGGCUCAAUUCUAAGGAAACUGGUCAGAUGCUCAUCAGCACAGAGAUCAAGUUUUACAACUGCAGUGUCCACCAGCUGUGUCUGUCAUGUGUGAACAGUGCCUUCCGCUGCCACUGGUGCAAGUACCGCAACUUGUGUACCCAUGACCCCUCCAGCUGCUCCUUCCAGGAGGGACGAGUCAACACCUCUGAGGACUGUCCCCAGCUGGUGCCCUCGGAGGAGAUUCUGAUUCCAGCAGGGGAGGUGAAGCCAAUAACUCUGAAGGCCAAGAACCUGCCACAGCCUCAGUCUGGCCAGCGAGGCUAUGAAUGUGUCCUGCACAUCCAGGGCGUCAGCCAUCGAGUUACUGCUCUUCGCUUCAACAGCUCUAGCGUUCAGUGCCAGAACAGCUCGUAUCUGUAUGAGGGAAUGAGGAUCAGUGAGCUGCCUGUGGAUUUCUCAGUGGUGUGGAACGGCAACUUCAUUAUUGAUAACCCGGAGAAUAUACAAGUGCACCUGUACAAGUGUGCAGCGCAGCGCGAUAGCUGUGGCAUGUGUCUGAAGGCAGACAGGAAGUUUCAGUGUGGCUGGUGCAGCGGGGAGGGAAGGUGCACGCUGCGGCACCACUGCCCUCCCAUCAGCCCUUACACCACCCGCUGGCUGAACCUGUCCAGCAAAAACGUGAAGUGUACCAACCCACGCAUCACUGAGGUAACCCCAGUGGCUGGACCCCCAGAGGGAGGCACACGGGUGACCAUCUACGGCACCAACCUUGGUCUGUCUUUCUCUGACAUGGUGGACAAUGUUGAGGUGGCGGGUGUCAGAUGCACCCCUGUGGAGGAUGGCUACAUCAUCGCUGAACAGAUUGUAUGUGAGAUGGCUGCGACUCCAGCAGACAGUCGGCCAGGCCCGGUCCAGUUGUGUGUUGGCGAGUGCAGACCAGAACUCAAGGCUCGCUCCACACAGCUCUACUCCUUUGUGACUCCAACUGUCACGGGCCUGUCCCCGAGCAGAGGGCCGGAGUCCGGAGGCACAAAAGUUACAAUAAUGGGAGAAAACCUGAGUGCCGGCAGCAGCGUCAACGUUCAGUUUGGAAACCAGACGUGCGAGUAUUUUGGGAGGACCAUGAAGGAGAUAGUGUGCUACUCUGCCCCGUCCCUGUCCGGGGUGGGCUCGGUUCAGAUCCGCGUGAGUGUGGAUCACGCCCGAAUCAGAGAGAGCCUCACCUUUGAGUACAUCGAGGACCCGACCGUCCUGCGGAUUGAACCGGACUGGAGCAUCGCAAGUGGUCACACUCCGCUGAUGGUGACAGGAACCAAUCUGGAUGUGGUUCAAGAGCCCAGAAUCAGGGUGAAGUACGCAGGCCGGGAGUCAGUCAACGUGUGUAAAGUGUUGAACACCACCAGCAUGAGCUGCCUCGCCCCCUCCCUGCUGGCAGAGUAUCAUCCAGGUCUGGACACAGUGAAGCACGCAGACGAGUUUGGGUUCAUCUUCAACAACGUCCAGGCACUGCUGGUCUACAACAACACCAACCUCCUCUACUACCCCAACCCUUACUUUGAACCGCUCAGCACCACCGGGGUCCUGGAGCAAAAGCCAGGCACGCCAAUCAUUCUCAAGGGCAGAAACCUGAUUCCCCCGGCGCCGGGAGGAGUGAAGCUGAACUACACGGUGCUGAUGGGAGAAACGCCCUGCUCCGUCACUGUGUCUGAGAGCCAGCUGCUGUGUGAGCCCCCAAACCUCACCGGACAAUACAAAGUUGUGGUUCAAGUAGGAGGCCUCCACGUGUCUCCUGGAGCUGUGCACAUCAUGUCUGACAGUCUGCUGACCCUUCCAGCCAUUGUUAGCAUUGCAGCAGGUGGAGGGCUCCUCCUCAUCAUCGUCAUCCUCGUCCUCAUUGCCUACAAGCGGAAGUCUCGUGAAAAUGACCUCACCCUGAAGCGCUUGCAGAUGCAAAUGGACAACCUGGAGUCACGAGUUGCCCUGGAGUGCAAAGAAGCCUUUGCAGAGUUGCAGACUGACAUCAACGAGCUCACCAGUGACCUCGACAGAGCUGGAAUCCCCCAUCUGGACUACAGAACGUACGCCAUGAGAGUUCUCUUUCCUGGUAUAGAGGAUCAUCCCGUCCUCAGAGAACUGGAGGUGUCAGGCAACGGCCAGCAGAGCGUGGAGAAGGCCCUGAAGCUGUUUGGGCAGCUCAUCAACAACAAAGUGUUCCUGCUCACCUUCAUACGAACGCUGGAGAUGCAGCGCUCGUUUUCUAUGAGGGACCGUGGCAACGUGGCCUCGCUCAUCAUGACUGCCCUGCAGGGACGGCUGGAGUACGCCACCGAUGUCCUCAAACACCUGCUGUCGGACCUGAUCGACCGCAACCUGGAGAGCAAGAACCACCCCAAACUGCUGCUGCGCAGAACAGAGUCUGUUGCUGAGAAGAUGCUCACAAACUGGUUCGCCUUCCUCCUUCACAAAUUCCUCAAGGAGUGUGCCGGGGAGCCUCUGUUCAUGCUGUACUGCGCCAUCAAGCAGCAGAUGGAAAAGGGGCCCAUCGACGCCAUCACUGGAGAGGCCCGCUACUCCCUGAGUGAAGACAAGCUCAUUCGGCAGCAGAUCGAGUACAAAACCCUGAUCCUGAACUGUGUAAACCCCGACAACGAAAACAGUCCGGAGAUUCCAGUGAAGGUGCUGAACUGCGACACCAUCACCCAGGUGAAAGAGAAGAUCCUUGAUGCUGUUUACAAGAACAUGCCCUAUUCUCAGCGGCCACGAGCUGUCGACAUGGACCUAGAGUGGCGUCAGGGACGAAUGGCUCGCGUGGUGUUACAGGACGAAGACAUCACCACCAAGAUCGAAAACGACUGGAAGAGACUAAACGCUCUUUUGCACUACCAGGUGUCGGACCGCAGCGUGGUGGCUUUGGUGCCUAAACAGACCUCAUCGUACAACAUCCCUUCCUCAGCCAGCAUAUCACGGGCCUCCAUCAGCCGAUACGACUCGUCAUUCCGUUACACAGGAAGUCCAGACAGCCUCCGUUCACGUGCUCCCAUGAUCACACCAGACCUGGAAAGCGGUGUGAAGGUGUGGCACUUGGUGAAAAACCACGAGCACGGAGACCAGAAGGAAGGGGAUCGGGGCAGCAAGAUGGUCUCUGAGAUCUAUCUGACCCGACUUCUAGCUACAAAGGGCACACUACAAAAAUUUGUUGACGAUCUAUUUGAGACUUUGUUCAGUACCGUCCAUCGAGGGAGUACUCUCCCUCUGGCCAUCAAAUACAUGUUUGACUUCCUGGAUGAGCAGGCUGAUAAACAUGGCAUUUAUGACACAGAUGUACGUCACACAUGGAAAAGCAACUGCCUUCCGUUGCGUUUCUGGGUGAACGUGAUCAAGAACCCACAGUUUGUGUUUGACAUUCAUAAGAGCAGCAUCACCGACGCCUGUCUAUCUGUGGUGGCACAGACUUUUAUGGAUUCUUGCUCCACUUCAGAGCAUCGACUGGGAAAAGACUCCCCAUCAAAUAAACUGCUGUACGCUAAAGAUAUCCCCAAUUACAAGAGCUGGGUGGAAAGGUACUACGCUGACAUCACCCGGAUGCCAGCCAUCAGCGACCAGGACAUGAACGCGUAUUUAGCAGAGCAGGCCAGACUCCACUCCACCGAGUUCAACAUGCUCAGUGCUCUGAACGAGAUCUACUCCUACGUCAGCAAGUACAGCGAGGAGAUUGUCGCGGCCCUGGAGCAGGAUGAGCAGGCGAGGAAGCAGAGGUUGGCCUACAAGGUGGAGCAGCUCAUCGCUGUCAUGUCUCUUGAGAGCUGAGGGUGAACCUACCGUCCCUGCAGGACCUUACUUACCUCUCAUUGUGGGAACUUCAACCACAAACCAGAUAUGGGACCUCUGUAUCUACAGCCGGAAAAAAACUCUGAACUGCUUUAGUGUGACCUUCUCCCAGCCGCUUCAUAACGG
Molecule: messenger RNA, 5847 nt
Organism: Nematolebias whitei (Rio pearlfish)
Lineage: Eukaryota; Metazoa; Chordata; Actinopteri; Cyprinodontiformes; Rivulidae
Gene: plxna2
Product: plexin A2
Exons: 31
Coding region: 1-5700 (1899 amino acids)
Biological process (GO): semaphorin-plexin signaling pathway involved in axon guidance; regulation of cell migration; positive regulation of axonogenesis
Cellular component (GO): semaphorin receptor complex
Molecular function (GO): semaphorin receptor activity; protein binding
Source: RefSeq, a predicted model, not a curated record